AGACAGGUGGUGUCACACAGUACACAAGACUAGCAGGUAUUGUCACCGCAUUAUUAUUACUCAAAAUGGAACCGACAAGUUUGUUGCAUGUUUUGAUCUCCGUGUCUCUAAUCACCCAGGGUGUGGCGUUCUUUCCUAGUCAGACCCGAGUGCUCCCAGACACGGACUAUACUUUGACUGCUCUUACUGAAGCUGGUAUCCUCCAUGUAGUAGCGAGAUACUUUGAAGACAGCAAUCCGGAUCGGUAUAGUCCAGGAGACUUGACGAAUCUGGACCCACUGACUCCUUCAAGUCUGUUCAUGAAACAUUAUGGCGAAUGUGCUUCAUGGAAACAAUUCGUAGGCGCCAUCAAGACGAUAACAGACAGCAAUAUUCGCAUUUCCCAAAAUUUUCCACAAAAGGCAGUAUGGCAUUUUAACGGAAAUCAGAUAAAUGCAGGCCAUCAGAAAAUGAAGAGCAUCCGCAGCCGCAUUCUACAACAGCUAACAGUUGGAGAUGAGAACGCACCAGACUAUGACGUAGCUCGUAUCGAUUGCGGUCGGUUCCUUCAUUUAGCGCAUAGUUUCUACUCGAAUACCAACUGGAUUGAGCUGAACGGGCAGAUAGACCCGGAUGUCAUAAGGCCCUCCUACAACUUGGGGAUCACUGAAACAUUAGAAUACCAUGAAUGUCCGUCAAGCGUGGCUACGUGCCGAGACUGUGAAGGGUUGGCAAACUCCGUAAUGCCACUGAAUUGUUCAAGCAACCUUCACGAGACAUUGUUAUGUUUGGUGGGCGGGUUCAGGUCUGGACAAGACAUAACCAAGCCAAGAGUUACACAGACGACCCCACCACAAUGUUCCCAUGGUGGAAUCUACGACAGGUCUAGAUUUGAUACAGCAAAGGGUGGAAUCAAUAAAGAAUCAUCAGAGCGAAGAUUGUCGCCUCAUAAUUUCUACCAUCAACGAGCUGCGCGGAUAGCAAUUCGAGCUACAGUGGACUUCUUUAAUGAUCCUGAUACCGGUCUGUAUAACUUAAUCGGGGAGCAGAAAUUUCGUAAGCUUCUUAAUCUGGAUGUUGGGACUUCAUUGACGUUUGUUAUUGACACGACUGGUAGUAUGAGUGACGAAAUAGAAGCUGUGAGAGAAGAAACAAUUGAUAUUGUUAAUACCAAUAGAGGAACAUGUUUUGCGGCCUCUAAGUAUGUCAUCGUCCCGUUCAAUGAUCCAGCAUUUGGUCCGGCAUUUGUGACUACCGAUCCGGAGGAAUGCAUCCAGUACAUCAGUGGUCUAACUGCAGCUGGCGGCGGUGAUUGCCCAGAAUUGGCUAACAGCGGACUUGAACUUGGGAUUCAAAACAGUGUGGAAGGGAGUAUCGUGUACCUCUUCACUGAUGCUGAUGACAAGGAUAAAGACAAACUUCCCAACGUUGAAGCUUUAAUAGCGGAGAAAGGUCUCAUUAGAGUGGAUUUCGUACUGACAGAGGGUUGUACAUCAAGACGUCGUAAAAGAGCAAGCAGUACCCCGUACUUAUCUUAUUUCACAAUCGCUAGACAGUCUGGUGGAAACAUCUACUUUACAGACAAUGAUGGUAUACGAGAUUUAACACGAGUAAUUCAGGGUAAUAUUCGAGCAUCACAGGUCACAAUACUGAAGCUAAGUCUAAACAGCACCACCCCUGUGGAGAUACCAGUUGAUACUACAAUACCUGAAUUUCUAGUCUCUAUUUUCGGUCCACUGGACGACGCAGUAGUGAACAUUAUAAACUCACAGGGAAUCGAAGGAUCCCCGAGUGACCUAAAUGCAGAAAUAUUCACCAGCUCGGCCCAGCAGAUAGUCUUUAGUUUCAACACCUCCUUGCAGCGAUCAAAAGGAAACUGGAACCUCAAGCUACAAAAUGUGAACCCUGACUCCGAGUACAAAGUCACCGUCUCUGCAAGAAGCCUCCUUGGUUUCACCUUUGACCUUUUGGAAGUUGACCAAUCAGGAACUGCGUAUCCAUUGGAGGGGUUACCAGUCGCUGGAGCUCAGCUCUCACUUCAAAUCCGGAUCUCAUCCCAAGACCUGAUCAGAUCAAUCGGUGAAGUUAGAUUCCAUGAUGCCACCGGUCGUGAGACACUCUUUACUGGGGUCGUUGAACCACUUGCAGGAAGGAUUCAAGGAAUGUAUGUAGCUAAUGUGACACUUCCAAACAAGGCAUUUUUCGUUAGUCUUGUUGGCGUAGACAAUGAAGACGCUUCAUUCCUUCGGACAGACCCAACAGAGGUACAAGUUAUUGACUUCAAGUUGGAACAAGUCAUUGGAAAUAAUACAGUAGAUGAGGUUUAUCAAGGAAGCGAAGGUAGGUUGACAUUUAGAGUUACAAACAAAGGACCAGCAGACACCAUGGACAUCAGUGUUUCCAUAGGGACCAAUAGAGGAGCAGUGGAACUCAAUGUACCAAUAGAACGAGUAUUGAACGCUACUGUUGAACCAUUGACCAUGGAGUUGGCAUCUGGACAGACACAAGAGGGCGUGCUGAUGGUUCGUGCUGAUGACAAUGCAACGAUUGGUGUUACUGUGAAAGUGACUUUAAGCGUUUCAGGUUCUUUAUCACCGGCUGUAAAUAUUCUCUCUGCUGAUGUGACGGUAGUUGAAACUCCCAUAAUUAUUCCCGAAGUAAAUGACUUGACUCCUCCAACCUGCACCGUGUUGGCCACUGGAGGGGGUUGCACAGCAGACCAGAUGACCAACGACUGUCACCUCCAUGAUUGGUGGGUUCGAAUCCAAGCAACGGAUGAGACGUCUUUGAUAGAGGUACUUCCUGAUCCACAAGUUGGCCUCAGUCAGUCCUUGGAAUAUGAGGAGAGAUCUGCCCGUAACGUCACAUCAAUCUAUAGAGCACGAUGUUGUUGUCCCAAACUGAACAUCACAGUGAAAGAUGGGAAUGGAAACACUGCGUCAUGCGGUAAAGAUUUCUAUACUCCAGUGGCGGGAACAAUCAAGGAACCAAUCUGUAACGGCCCGAUUGAGGACGUUGUGCCUGGUCUUGGUGUUGGUGGUAUUGUUGGGAUAAUAGCUGGCUGUGUGCUGUUGAUUUUGAUUCUUGUCAUCAUUGCUGUUGUUGUCAAACUCCACAAGACACGGAGAGAUAAGAAGAAGGAAGCGGUCUCUCAACAGAGGAAAGAAGAUCCAUUGUAAUGGAUUAGUUCAUACUGCUCUUACAUACGAUACACCGCCCGUGGGUUAUGGCAAAAUCGUCGAGUGGUCGUAAUCCUGUAGUUUUAACAUAUUUUAUGGUGAAAUUAACUUUCAUUCGAAAUAUAGGGGAAAACCUUCAACGAGUAGAAUAUUGCGUUCGAAUAAUAAGUUUUAAUUUCUGUCUUAGUCUUUCGGGAAGAUUAGUUAAAAGCCUUGUUUAAGCAUCUGAAAUCCAAUCUGUUCACAGUUCUUUUCUUUAUGCAUUUUUGGUUGGGAUACACCAAGUGAGAACACUGGUCUUUGCCGCGCGAAAAUCAUCAAAGUUCGACACAGUGUGGAUGGAGAUUCUAUCCCCCGGAGAUCUGCCCCCCCUCCACCCUCCCCCUCCCAUGUGGCAAAUUGAGUACAAACUCUUUCCGAUAGCGCCCUCUUUUAAAUGCUCUUCUUCUAUCCACCGGCUUGAGGCCAGCCCAUGGUAAUUCCCCAUGGGGGGCCGGAUCUCCGGCGGAUAAAGUUCAUUGGUACACCGGCAAAGGUGCGAUGUUUAAAGCAGGCCUAUUGACAUUAUUUUCCCUUCAGUUCCAGCUAUUAAGGUUAACCAUUUUCUUAAUUUUUAUGGUAGUCAUUGUUAAGGGGAUUGAAAUUAACUUUUACUCAGAAUUCGCAAAGACAAUCUGUUGACAAUCUUAUGGUAUAAUAUAGGUAUUCUCGGUCAGUUUCGGCAAAUGAGCAGCAAAUUUAACCACCAAGCUAUUCUAAUUCGCACGAAAGAAUGGUACUGAAAAGGGUCAUUCAAUUUCGUUGUAUGAUUAUUCAAAUGUAAUGUUGCGUCAUUUGAUUUAACAAAACAAUCACAUAAUUUAACAAUUAUCAAAGCAGCAUCCAAAUUCGCAGACGCUUCUUGAGACGUGUGUGUCACGAGAAAGAAUGACGAUACGCUAAAUUGAACAGAGUGCUAAAGGAAUUUUACUCGAUUAAAAACGAAAGUCAAUAGCCGAGUUCUGCAUUUGAAACGCAGUAACAACUGGAGAGGCAAAACAACUUUAAUUCGAAAGCGUGGAAAUUAAAUUGGAUGCUCAUAUUUGUCGAAUUUUACCAAGAGAAUCUAAAGUUUAUAGUCGGUUAUUGAAUUAACUAUUAGAAAACAUCGUUUAUUAAUUAACUUUUUUACUUUGUUUCUCUUUUCUAAAUCCUAGGUCUUGGUCUUUUAGAACUAAUUCUUGAAUGUAUACAAUAUGCGCAGUUAGUUGGUAAGAACCCUUUUUGUUGUAUUUAGCUUUUGUUUAAACUGUAAAAUUCUGAUGGUAAUUAAUUUGUGUGUGUUAUUUUGUCUAAUUAUUAUGUUUCACCCGUCAGCCCCCCAAACUCCGUACCCGAAUUAUGGGGUUCUUUAAUUUGAGCUGAAAUAAACAUAAUUAAUUGUUUGGUUUACUGACAAGUUUUGCUUACAUUCUAAGAUUAUUAUAAAAGGUGAAGAUGAUUUGGUGUUUAACUAAAGGGAAUAAAAUGUUUGGUAAUCACUUUUAAAGUUACUGACAAUACAAACUUACUCGGUAAGUAUCUUUGUCGUAAUUCUUGUAUCGAAUAACAAUAAUGAAUCCUAAUAAUCAUUAUGCAUAUAGGAACCAGACUAUUUUGUUCUUCCAGCCUCGGUUUGGUUACAUUGUUAUCAAUGGGGGGAAAUGAAGUUGGCUGCACCAUGAUAAAGUUCUAUUGAUACCUAUGCUUACAUUUUAUACUCGAAGGUAUGUAAAUAUUCUUGAUGACAAAGGGAAACAAAAAGCUGAACAAGUGACGGUUUUAAA
This is a messenger RNA of Asterias rubens (European starfish), 4963 nucleotides long. RefSeq names its product von Willebrand factor A domain-containing protein 7-like. The transcript is spliced from 19 exons. Bases 66 to 3158 code for a protein of 1030 amino acids. The record is from RefSeq and is a predicted model, not a curated record. Lineage: Eukaryota; Metazoa; Echinodermata; Asteroidea; Forcipulatida; Asteriidae.